Messenger RNA from Rhinocladiella mackenziei CBS 650.93, 1074 nucleotides. Its product is annotated as D-xylulose reductase A. Bases 1 to 1074 code for a protein of 357 amino acids. Gene Ontology annotation, biological process: D-sorbitol catabolic process. Lineage: Eukaryota; Fungi; Ascomycota; Eurotiomycetes; Chaetothyriales; Herpotrichiellaceae. Gene Ontology annotation, molecular function: zinc ion binding; L-iditol 2-dehydrogenase (NAD+) activity. The record is from RefSeq and is a predicted model, not a curated record. The transcript is spliced from 2 exons.
AUGGCUGCCCAAACAUCGACCAGGGAGAACAACUCAUUCGUCCUGCGCGGGGUCAAGGAUGUGUUCUUCGAAGACCGCCCGAUCCCUCAGCUCGCGAGCCCGCACGAUGUCCUCCUACAAGUCAACUACACCGGUAUCUGCGGUUCGGACGUUCAUUAUUGGCAACAUGGCCAGAUAGGACAUUUCGUGGUAAAGGACCCAAUGGUCCUGGGUCAUGAGUCCGCAGGGACGGUCGUUGAUGUCGGCGCGAACGUAACCACGUUGAAAAAGGGAGAUCGUGUCGCCAUGGAGCCUGGCAUUCCUUGCCGACGCUGCGUGCGGUGUAAAGAAGGUAAAUACAAUCUGUGCUCCGACAUGGCAUUCGCGGCCACGCCACCUUACGACGGCACCCUAGCCAAGUACUACGUCCUCCCUGAAGACUGCUGCUACCAUCUGCCCGACAGCAUGACGUUGGAAGAGGGUGCCUUAAUGGAGCCACUGUCGGUGGCCGUGCAUAUAACUAAGCAAUCGGGACUGAAGCCAGGAGACACCGCGGUGAUUUUUGGGGCCGGCCCGGUCGGACUUCUGUGCGGCGCUGUAGCGAAGGCGUUGGGCGCAAAGAAAGUUGUCGCCGUGGACAUCAACACCGAACGACUCGAGUUUGCCACAGCGUUUGCUGCUACAUCGUCCUUUGUCCCGGCCAAGGUGUCCGCGGCUGAAAACGCGCAGAGAUUAAAAGACGAAAAUGAACUUCCAAUGGGAGCCGACGUGGCCAUCGACGCCAGUGGCGCGGAACCGAGUGUGCAGACGGCAAUUCACGUCCUGCGCAUGGGCGGUACUUAUGUGCAGGGUGGUAUGGGCCGAGACGAGAUCACUUUCCCUAUCAUGGCAGCAUGUACCAAGGAAUUGACGGUGAAAGGGAGCUUCCGCUACGGACCUGGCGAUUACCAGAUGGCGGUGGAUUUGGUCUCCGGUGGCCGAGUCGAUGUGAAGCAGUUGAUCAGUAGGAAAGUCGGCUUCGAUGAGGCCGAGCAGGCGUUUGAAGAUGUCAAGGCUGGAAAGGCUAUUAAAGUUCUGAUUGAGGGCCCGAAAUAG